This is a messenger RNA of Pelobates cultripes (western spadefoot toad), 9118 nucleotides long. Lineage: Eukaryota; Metazoa; Chordata; Amphibia; Anura; Pelobatidae. The record is from the annotation of a GenBank genome assembly.
UGUAGAUAAAGUUACACAUGCAGAUACUCCCUCUAGAAAGGGUAUAUAAACCAAAGCAGAAUGGGCUGAGGGACCCAGCUCAACCUCCAGCAGACAACUCUUCUGUUCUAGAAUUCUCACCAUCUCUGCAGAACCAAAAUGAGCUUCUCAAGCCGCAGCGCUUCCCAGUACUCCCGUUUUGGAGUGGCAUCACCUAUGGUGCACAGAGCCGGCAGUAUAGCUGGAGGCGCUGGGAGUUACAGAAUUUCCUCCUCUAAUGCCCCUUUAGUUAGCUCGGGCAUUGCCGCAGGAUUUAAUGCUCAUGAGAGUAUCGGCCUCCAGAACAAUGGCAAAGAGACCAUGCAGAACUUGAAUGAUCGAUUGGCCACUUACCUGGACAGAGUAAGUAUAAAUGCAAGGUUUGGGAUUUUAUUGCCCACUGAAUUAUGUUAAGGUCUUUUAGAAAUAUUUGCUUAUUGCAUUAAUGUUUAAUGUAAUACUCAAUUUAACCUCUCUCUAUAACUCCUUAUAUUACUCCAUAUAACCUCUCUCUGUAACUCCUUAUAUUACUCCAUAUAACCUCUCUCUAUAACUCCUCCUAUCACUCCAUAUAACCUCUCCCUAUAACUCCUUGUAUUACUCCAUAUAACCUCUCUCUAUAACUCCUCCUAUUACUCCAUGUAAUCUCUCCCAAUAACUCCUCCUAUUACUCCAUAUAACCUCUCUAUAACUCCUCCUAUUACUCCAUAUAACCUCUCUCUAUAACUCCUCCAAUUACUCCAUAUAACCUCUCUCUAUAACUCCUCCAAUUACUCCAUAUAACCUAUCUCUAUUACUCCUAUUACUCCAUAUAACAUCUCACUAUAACUCCUCCUAUUACUCCAUAUAGCCUCUCCCUAUAACUCCUCCUAUUACUCCAUAUAACCUCUCUCUAUAACUCCUCCUAUUACUCCAUAUAACCUCUCCCUAUAACUCCUCUUAUUACUCCAUAUAACCUCUCCCUAUAACUCCUCCUAUUACUCCAUAUAACCUCUCCCUAUAACUGCUCCUAUUACUCCAUGUAACCUCUCUCAAUAACUCCUAUUACUCCAUAUAACCUCUCCCAAUAACUCCUCCUAUUACUCCAUAUAACCUCUCUCUAUAACUCCUCCUAUUACUCCAUAUAACCUCUUCCCAUAACUCCUCCUAUUACUCCAUAUAAUCUCUCACUAUAACUCCUCCUAUUACUCCAUAUAAUCUCUCACUAUAACUCCUCCUAUUACUCCAUAUAACCUCUCCCUAUAACUCCCCCUAUUACUCCAUAUAACCUCUCCCUAUAACUCCUCCUAUUACUCCAUAUAACCUCUCUCUAUAACUCCUCCUGUUACUCCAUAUAACCUCUCUCUAUAACUCCUCCUAUUACUCCAUAUAACCUCUCUCUAUAACUCCUCCUAUUACUUUAUAUAACCUCUCUCUAUAACUCCACCUAUUACUCCAUAUAACCUCUCUCUAUAACUCCUCCUAUUACUCCAUAUAACCUCUCUCUAUAACUCCUCCUAUUACUCCAUAUAACCUCUCCCUAUAACUCCUCCUAUUACUCCAUAUAACCUCUCUCUAUAACUCCUCCUAUUACUCCAUAUAACCUCUCUCUAUAACUCCUCCUAUUACUCCAUAUAACCUCUCCCUAUAUCUCCUCCUAUUACUCCAUAUAACCUCUCCAUAUAACUCCUCCUAUUACUCCAUAUAACCUCUCUCUAUAACUCCUCCUAUUACUCCAUAUAACCUCUCCCUAUAACUCCUCCUAUUACUCCGUAUAACCUCUCCCUAUAAUUCCUCCUAUUUCUCCAUAUAACCUCUCUCUAUAACUCCUCCUAUUACUCAUAUAACCUCUCCCUAUAAUUCCUCCUGUUACACCAUAUAACGUCUCCCUAUAACUCCUCCUAUUACUCCAUAUAACCUCUCCCUACAACUCCUCCUAUUACUCCAUAUAACCUCUCCCUAUAACUCCUCCUAUUACUCCAUAUAACCUCUCCCUAUAACUCCUCCUAUUACUCCAUAUAACCUCUCCCUAUAACUCCUCCUAUUGCUCCAUAUAACCUCUCUCUAUAACUCCUCCUAUUACUCCAUAUAACCUCUCUCUAUAACUCCUCCUAUUACUCCAUAUAACCUCUCUCUAUAACUCCUCCUAUUUCUCCAUAUAACCUCUCCCUAUAACUCCUCCUAUUACUCCAUAUAACCUCUCUCUAUAACUCCUCCUAUUACUCCAUAUAACCUCUCUCUAUAACUCCUCCUAUUACUCCAUAUAACCUAUCUCUAUUACUCCUAUUACUCCAUAUAACCUCUCUCUAUAACUCCUCCUAUUACUCCAUAUAAUCUCUCACUAUAACUCCUCCUAUUACUCCAUAUAACCUCUCUCUAUAACUCCUCCUAUUACUCCAUAUAACCUCUCCCUAUAACUCCUCCUAUUACUCCAUAUAACAUCUCACUAUAACUCCUCCUAUUACUCCAUAUAACCUCUCACUAUAACUCCUCCUAUUACUCCAUAUAGCCUCUACCUAUAACUCAUCCUAUUACUCCAUAUAACCUCUCUCUAUAACUCCUCCUAUUACUCCAUAUAACCUCUCCCUAUAACUCCUCCUAUUACUCCAUAUAACCUAUCUCUAUAACUCCUCCUAUUACUCCAUAUAAUCUCUCCCUAUAACUCCUCCUAUUACUCCAUAUAACCUCUCUAUAACUCCUCCUAUUACUCCAUAUAACCUCUCCCUAUAACUCCUCCUAUUACUCCAUAUAACCUCUCCCUAUAACUCCUCCUAUUACUCCAUAUAACCUCUCACUAUAACUCCUCCUAUUACUCCAUAUAACCUCUCCCUAUAACUCCUCCUAUUACUCCAUAUAACCUCUCUAUAACUCCUCCUAUUACUCCAUAUAAGCUCUCCCUAUAACUCCUCCUAUUACUCCAUAUAACCUCUCCCUAUAACUCCUCCUAUUUCUCCAUAUAACCUCUCUCUAUAAUGCCUAUUACUCCAUUACCACUGGGAUACAUCCUUUCUGUUUGACACCAAUAUGUUUUAACCGAUUGAUGUUCAUGGACUAAAGUCUUCCAUAUUCUUUUACAUUAGGUGCGUUCUCUGGAGAAAGCCAACAGUGAUCUGGAAUAUAAAAUCAGGCAGUUUUAUGAGAAGAAAGCAUCCACUAGCGACCAUGAUUAUAGCCACUAUUAUGAUACCAUUAAAAAACUGCGCUCCCAGGUAAGCAGGUCGCCGAUUUUCUUUUACCAUUUUAUUCUCUUGCAAUAUAUUUAUCCUGAGAUUUAAAGAUCAUUAAAAAAAAUCAACAUCAGUUAUUACUAUCCAUGCAACAUUGCUAGCAGUUCUCAUCAUUAAUGGGAAAUAUUUAAAGUAAAAUGGGGAAAAAUGAACCACAGCAUGAGUAUUUUAGCAGAAAUUUUGCAAUCCUGUUUUCAGUUCAAACAAAUCAGUUUUUAGUCAAUAAACUGCAGUGUGCACAGUAUUGUUCUUAAAUUUGAAAUUCACUUUAAAUUCACUUGGAUUUCUCUAAAAUUCUAACUUUAUUGAAUCACCCUGUUUGCAUGCACAUUAUAGAUACAAAUAUUCUCUUCUUCGCAUUCUAAAAUGUGUUGCGUUAAUGUUCGGGAGGGCUUAGGGUUAUGGGUACAGAUUCAAGGCCAAAGUAGCCGAACUGGAAGCAUAGCUGACUGGGAGAAUUUUUCCGCUUCAAAUAUUUUGAUAUUAAAUUAGAAAUCCAAUUUAAAUUCCCUGCAAAAUCUCACUUUAUUGAAAAACACUGCCAUUUUUUUUAAUAUUGGCAAUAACAUUUCUGUUUUUAAAUAGCCGAAAUAGAAAGCUUAUGUAGCCUAAUAAAAAGUGCAAAUUUGACUGAAAUAAACAAAUUCGAUUUUUGUGAAUAGCUGAAUGUAUUCACUUUGCACACUUUCUGUAGAAACAGCCGAAUUUGAACAGUCAAACACCAUUCAGCUGCCUGUCAUUGCUCAGUAAAUAGAAGAUGUCAAUUUUGUUCUGUUCUUUGGAAGCCUUUCUUUGGUUGACUUUUUAUGUUGCCAAUCACUUGCUAGGACUGUUGCAAAAUGCAGGCAGACUAUGGGAAGAGCUUUUAGCAGUAAUCUAAAUCCUCUCUUAUCUUGUCCAUAUUCACAAACACAUACAGACACACAGAUACAGCAGACAUUCACACACACACACACACACACACACACACACACACACACACACAGAUACAGACAUUCACACAUACACACACACACACACACACACAGACAUUCACACACACACACACUGUUAAAAUUUUUAGUCACCCUCCUGUUUCCUACCUUUAGGUGCAGGAGGGUGACUUCCCUGGGGUCCAGUGGCUGCCUUUGGCUGAUAGGAGUCAGAGCUCUCACUCUGUCUCCCUUCUCUCCUCCCCGGCGCUUUCCACCCACAUGGCUCUAUUAGCUGGGAGGAAAUGACGACUUCCUCCCAGCGGGCGCUGUUACGUCAUCACUGGGGCCAGUCGCGCUCUUAAAGUGCCCCAGCGAUGGCCAGACCCCGGGUAAUUCAUUGCCAUCGUGUGGCCCCAAGAUCACGGGUCACCCGAUGGGCCCCUUCAAUGAGGCCCAGUCGGUUGUUCUGAGCAAUGCACCACAACCCUGGUUACAGGGGUCGGCAGGGCGGCCAGGCCCCCUGGAGUGAUGGGCCCGGUCACAGCUGCGACCCCUGCGACCGCGGAAGUCCUGUCACUGCUUAAGGCACCAAGACCACUUCAUCUAAUUGGAGUGGCCUAGGUGCAGUGCCCCUGUCCACUUAACCCGGCAAUUUAAAACAUUGUAGUUUAAUAGACACUGCAAUGUUUACAUUGCAAAGUUAAGACAAACUCUGGUGGCUGUCUUCCAGACAGCAACUAGAGGCGCUUCCUGGCUUUUAACGGAGUUUCACUCGGUGAAACAACUUUGGGCCAUCGGCAUGACGAUAGCAGCAUUGUCCAUUUGCAUGACGUCUUGGAAUACAAAACUGAAUUCCUAACACUAUAGUGUCCCUCUGUCUUUUCCUUUAGAUCCCCCAUGUCCGGCGAUUUAAGGGUUAAGCCCCCAUUUUUCGCUUACUUAGGUUGCUGUACAAAUUACUAAAUUGCUGCAUUUCGUCUUCCUUAAAGUAAAUUAUGUUACACUUUAUACUAAAUAUUGUACGAUAAUUGCUUCUAAUGGCCGUAAGACUUUCUAUAUUAUUUGCCGUAUGCUAGGCUGAUGUGUGUAUGAUAAAAAUAAUUAAACUGGAUUUUGGAUCUUGUGGAUGGUGUCUGGGUGUUCAGUAACAAAGACAUUAAAAAUGUCUUCAAAUAUAUAUUCUUAUUUUCCAUUUUUCUAUUAUCCUUAGAUCGAGGGUGCCACCAUCAAUAACACCAAAGUACUCCUGCAGAUUGAUAAUGCCAAACUUGCCGCCGAUGACUUUAAAAAUAAGUAAGUAACUUCUGACUUGAUCAAAUUAUUAAGAAUUAAGAAUUAUUACAAAAUAUAUUUAAAUGGUCUAUUGCAUGGAUAGGCAACCUUCGGCACUCCAGAUGUUGUGGACUACAUCCCCAUAAUGCUAUUACACCCAUAAUGCUGGCAAAGAAUCAUGGGAGGUAUAGUCCAAAACAUCUGGAGAGCCGAAGGUUGCCCAUGCGUGGUCUAUUGUGUUCUGAUAUACUAAACAAUACUGCAUAUGCUAGAUUGCAGAAUGUGUAGUAAAUAUAAGUAGCACGUAAUGUUGGAUGGUUGCUAUUAAAUCUAUUUACAUUAUCUAGAACUGCUGCCAAGUGCUCAAUUAUAUAUCCCCGAUAAACAGGUUUGUGGGUUAUGUUCAAUUAUCCCAUCAAUAUUAAUGGUAUGCUUACAAUUGCCUGACUAGUGUCAGCUACUUCCUGAUCUGGGAAGAUCUCACAAGAGCAAGAUUCUAAUCUCUUAAAUAAAUAAUACAAUUCAUUAUAUUGUCAUUUUUUUGCAGGUUUGAGGCAGAGUUGGCCAUCAGGGUUGGAGUGGACAAUGACAUCUCCGGACUACGUAGGGUCCUGGACGACCUCACGAUUAAAAAGUCAGACUUGGAGCUAGAUAUUGAAGGCUUGAAAGAAGAACUGAUUUUCUUGAAGAAGAACCACGAAGAGGUAAAAUGCUAUUAUAUAUAUUAUCUUAGUUCAUCUCAGUUAAUACCUGUAAAUUAAAAUGUCUUCAUAGGAAGUAUUUGUUUUUUGUUCCUGUGUAUUUUUUAAGGGUCGUCAUCAUCAUCUUUUUUUUUUCCCCACAGGAAAUCUCAGCUCUAAAAGGACAGGCUGGAGGCACGGUCAAUGUAGAACUGGAUUCUGCCCCACCAGUAGACCUAUCAAAGAUUCUGGCAGAAGUACGAGAGCAGUAUGAGUCCAUGAUUGAAAAGAACCGCCAAGAAGUGGAGACUUGGCACAGAGAAAAGGUAAACAAGCAUCAAGUGUUGACUUCUUAAGAGCCACCUUUAAACCAUCUCCUUAUUAUAAUGCAGUGCUUAAAGGGACACUCAACUGCCCAAAUGAAAAAAACAAAACUAAAAACCCAAAUUAAUUAUGCAUGGUUUUAUUGGAGUUAUAUCAAAAAAAAAAAAAAAAAUCUUGCAAAAGCUGCAGAUUUAUUGUCUGAAGCCUCAGUGUAAGCUGAUCUAUUGAUCUGACUCCGUACCACAACCAGUCACUAUGCUCUAAUUAUCCGUUAAGUAUUUCAAAGCCAAGUUACGGGGACAAAAGCUGUUAAUAAGUGGACAGUUAUUGGUAGUAAUAAGGUAGUUACUUUGUGAAAAGAGAAAGCAAGGCUGAAGUGGAAGGAUUAUAUAGUUGAAAGCUUAAAAUGUGUAGAAUAUGAAAUAUGAAGUCAAAUAUACACUUAGGUUAAGGUGGUGCCAAAGCGUACCUGGGGUAUCCAAUUAACAUCUUCCGAGGUAGUAAAUCAUUAUAUCAAUAAUAGUAAGAGGAAUUUGAUAUGUCAAUAAACUGUUGAUAGGUGCUCUUAAGGGCAAUAAUUCAAAUUUUAUAUAAAGGAUUAAAAAAAUUAUUAUAUUGAUUAAUGAAGGUUAAAUAAAUUAAUCCUGUAUAACUGUGUUGAAGCUAAUCUCUUGUUAAACAUUCGGUUAAUCUACCUCAAAAUAAUGGAAACAGUCAUGUUGACAUAUUAUUUUGAUGAUGUGAAUUGUCAAGCAAUUGGUGGCCCAUUUCAUUGCUUUUUAAUGUGGGUGUCCUUCCACCUUCUUUUGUAGUGUGACGGUCUGAAGCAGGAAGUUACCAUCAAUGAUUAUGCUCUUAAGAGUUCAAAAUCAGAGAUCACUGAGCUGAGGCGCACUGUACAGGGUCUGGAAAUCGAGCUGCAAUCUCUGCUGAACAUGGUCAGUAUCUAUCCAUCCAUCCACUCACCCAUCCAUCCACCCACCCACCAAUUCAUUCAUCCAUCCACAAACCUACCCAUCCAUCCACCCACCCAAGAUCUGCCCACCAAUUCAUCCAUCCAACCAUCCAUCCACCCGCUCUCCCAAGACCCACCCACCAAUCCAUCCAUUCACUCACCCACCUACCCAUUCAUCUAUCCACCCACCGACCCACAUAUCCAUCCACCCACCCACUAAUCCAUCCAACCAUCCAUCCAUCCACCCACCAAUACAUCCAUCAUCCCACCCACCCGCCCACCAAUACAUUUAUCCAUCCAUCCACCCAACUAUCCAUCCAUCCACCCACCCAAGACCCACCCACCCACUAAUCCAUCCACCCAUCCAUCGAAAAACAUAUUCAAUCUUCCUUGAAUUUAAGUUUAUUUGGUACUAAUCAGUCAUCUUCAUUUAUUAUAGAAAGUUGCUCUGGAGGGAACGUUAUCUGAGACAGAGGGUCGAUAUGGAGCUGAACUAGAGCAACUCCAAGUUUUAGUCUCUCAAGUGGAGAUUGAUCUUCAAAAUGUGCGGUCUGAUUCAGAACGCAACUCUCUGGAAUACAGACGUUUGGUCAAUAUUAAAACCAGACUGGAAAUGGAGAUCGCCACCUACAGACGCCUGCUGGAUGGAGACGAUAACAGGUAAUGUCUAUGACGUAGCAGUUUUACUUUGUACCAAACCAUCCGCAAUGAGAUCAGUAAUUCUUUGUAAUAAUUUCAAGUGGACAGUCUUGUUUAUGGAACUGUUUCAAUAAUAUCUCAGUGUAGUUUUGGCUGUAGGAGUCUUCAUAAGAUUAUAGAUAUUGACAUUAAUUUAAUUUCAGUACAAUAUUUAUUAAAUUAUGUAUUUUAUAAUAUAUAUAUAUUAAUAUUUUUUAUAUUUUACUUUUUUAGCUAUUCAACAGUAGAGACCACACAUGGUAAGUAAUAUAUCCUUAAAAUUAUUACAGCAUUAACAUUAUCAAUGUUAUAAAGUGUUGAGAACUCUAAUGGGAUAUUUAUCAUAAUUAGUUUAAUGUUCAAAUCAUCUCAUACCAGAUCAUUAGUAGGGAAGAUGUCCCCUUGGCAAGAAUGUGGACUACUUUUCAAAAUACAUUUGGUUCUUCAGUUUAGCAGAUUUUUUUGGAAGCUCUUGACUUUCUGUUUCUCUACGUGAAGCUGCUUUAUCCAUUUAAAUCUACCCGGCUGUUUAAGGGGCGUUAUGUCAUAACAGUCCUUGUUUGAUAAUAUUGCGUUGUAUAGACUUUCUUUCACAGUAAGAAAAUGUCUGCAAUUAUUCUUCACACUUUGUAUUGAAAGCACUCAAGCCAAUCGCAGUUUCCUUAAUCUAUAUUUCAUCUCUUGAUCUCUUGCAGCCGUACAUAAACCAGAAAUCACAUCUUCCACCGCUGUCAAAAAAGUGACUGUUGUUGAAGAAAUUGUGAAUGGCCAAAAAGUGUCUUCAAAGGUCGAGGAAGUUGUUCAGAAAUCCUAAUCAAUUCAAAUCGGAGGGAUCCAGAAAAAGUUUGAAACAGAAAAACCCUGAAGAAACCAUACAAUUGAAAAAUGUUUGUCUAAAUAAACAUCAGGCACUGCCUCAGUUGAAAUUUAACAGCACAACAAGCAAUUGGUAUGUUAACUCAAUGCCCUAGCAAUUACCUGCAGAAUACGUUAAAAUAAUUAACAAGUGUUUUGUGCAUUGAAUCUAAAAUUCCAGUGCUGAAGUAAAAUAAAAUUCUUAACUUAAACCUA